AUGCCUGGCCGUCUUCUCUCGAGCCUUGUUCGCUCUACGUCGCCAUCUUCGGCGUGGACGCACUCGAAUUCCUCCUCGACUUCGUCGGUCAACGAGAUUGCUUCCUCGAAGAGGAAUUCGUUGCAUCUGCAUCCAGAUGGCAGCCAUGAGUCCUCCGAACGCCGGCUGUCCUUCUCCAUGGAUCACAUCAUCCACCCGAACAAAGAAAAGCGGCUCAGUCUUGGACGGUCAUCCCGCUCCAAAGAUCGUUCGGGCUCCAAGGAGGAUUCUCGUGCCUCCGGGGCAAAGCUGGACAUGAUUAUCGAAUCACCCCCUCUCGUCUUCUACGGCACUCCGGCCAACUCGAGCGGUGCACUGUUCUCGGGGCGCCUCCGCGUCGCGGUGCCCGAAUCGGCGGGAGUGAUCACGCUGGAUAAGUUCGACAUGCAUCUCACAUUGAGCAUUACCACCAAAAAGCCCAUUUCCAGAGACUGCCGCAAUUGCUCCACCCGGACGAACGACCUGUGCUACUGGGACUUCCUGACGGAGCCCAUCCACCUGAAGCCCGGCGACCACGACUUCCCAUUCAGCUAUCUGUUCCCUGGCAACCUCCCCGCAAGUGCGCAGGGAUCGCUCGGAACCGUUGAGUAUUCGCUGUCCGCUCGAGCUAUCUUGUCCACGGGCGAAGAGAUUACCAUGAAGACCCCGCUCACGAUCCAGCGCGCCAUCCUGCCGGGCAAUGACCGAUCUUCGGUGCGCAUCUUCCCUCCCACGAAUCUGACAGGUCGUGUUGUGUUGCCCUCCGUCGUUCACCCCAUUGGGUCUUUCCCGGUGCAGAUGACGCUCAGCGGCAUCGUGGAAAAGGGCGAAGAAUCUCAGACUCGAUGGCGACUGCGGAAGAUGAUGUGGCGGAUCGAAGAACACCAGAAGAUUGUGUCGACUGCCUGCGCGAAACAUGCCCACAAGAUCGGAGGUGAGGGCAAGGGCGUUCUGCACCAGGAGACCCGCAUUAUCGGUCACAACGAGGAAAAGAGCGGGUGGAAGACGGAUUUCGAUACUGCCGGAGGAGAGAUCAACAUGGAAUUCGAAGCGUGCAUCAAGCCAGGAAGCAAGCCCGUGUGUGAUCUCGAGACGCCGGGUGGCCUGGAAGUGAAGCACAACCUGGUCAUCGAGCUGAUUGUCGCGGAGGAAUUCUGUCCGAACAAGAAUACGAAACUCAUCACGCCCACCGGGGCCGCUCGUGUUCUGAGGAUGCAAUUCAACCUGCUCGUGACGGAACGGAGCGGACUGGGCAUCAGCUGGGACGAGGAGAUGCCGCCCAUGUACAACGAUGUUCCAGCCAGCCCACCGGGAUACUCGGCGAUCGACCCGAAUUGCGCGAUGGAGGAUUAUAAUGGCUCGCCGCUGCCACCACUCCCGCAAUACGAGGAAUUGGAGCGGAUGGACUGCUUCCGGCUCGAGUCGAAUUCCAAAACCAAUGACAGUUCGCAGCCAUCCGGUAGAAACGACGAGAGUCAGCAGCUCACCCGGCAACAGACACGACUGACCGUCGACGAUCUAACCGCGGAGCCUCCAAUGAUGGAAUCCCGCAGUCGCGCACCACCAGACGAGAACAAUACUGCCGAGGCACCUGAACCAGGCAGCAUGCAGUAA
Molecule: messenger RNA, 1632 nt
Organism: Rasamsonia emersonii CBS 393.64
Lineage: Eukaryota; Fungi; Ascomycota; Eurotiomycetes; Eurotiales; Trichocomaceae
Product: Arrestin (Or S-antigen), N-terminal domain protein
Exons: 1
Coding region: 1-1632 (543 amino acids)
Biological process (GO): ubiquitin-dependent endocytosis
Cellular component (GO): plasma membrane; cytoplasm; cytosol
Molecular function (GO): ubiquitin protein ligase binding; protein-macromolecule adaptor activity
Source: RefSeq, a predicted model, not a curated record